Messenger RNA from Sesamum indicum (sesame), 809 nucleotides. RefSeq names its product translationally-controlled tumor protein homolog. NCBI's taxonomy places the organism in Eukaryota, Viridiplantae, Streptophyta, Magnoliopsida, Lamiales, Pedaliaceae. Gene Ontology annotation, molecular function: calcium ion binding. Gene Ontology annotation, cellular component: cytoplasm. The record is from RefSeq and is a predicted model, not a curated record.
CCUAUAUAUACCGACUGUCUAUACUGACCUAAACCCCUCUCUCGCUCUCUCUGCAAAUCUCUUGCUCCCUCUCAAGCUACUUUAUUUCUGUGGGAAAGAGAUCCGAGAGCUCAAAACUCUGCCAUCAUGUUGGUCUAUCAAGAUUUGCUCUCAGGUGAUGAACUUCUCUCGGACUCUUUUCCUUACAAGGAAAUUGAGAAUGGAGCUCUCUGGGAAGUGGAAGGGAAGUGGGUCGUCAAGGGUGCGGUUGAUGUAGAUAUUGGCGCAAAUCCCUCUGCUGAAGGUGGAGAGGAGGAUGAAGGUGUUGAUGAUCAAGCUGUCAAAGUGGUGGACAUUGUUGACACUUUCAGGCUCCAGGAGCAACCUCCUUUUGACAAGAAGCAGUUUGUUGCCUACAUCAAGAAGUACAUCAAGUUGUUGUCCAACAAGCUUGAGGGCGAGAAGCAAGAUCACUUUAAGAAGACCAUUGAGGGGGCAACCAAGUUUUUGCUUUCUAAAAUCAAAGACCUCCAAUUUUUUGUGGGAGAGAGCAUGGCGGAUGACUGCACGCUGGUGUUUGCUUACUACAAGGAAGGUGCUGUUGACCCAACAUUCUUGUACUUCGCCCAUGGGUUGAAGGAAAUCAAGUGUUGAAGUGGCUGUGGUGUUUCUUGUUGUGGCCAUAGAUUUUUUAUCUUGUUGGUUUUCUCAUGAUACUAGCACUUAUGGAGACUUUGUAAUGUGUUUCUCAUUUUGGUUUUGGAUGGUGGUUUUCAUUUUGGAUCAUAAGUUAAAUUCUUCAAUAAAUUAGUUGCAGUUUUGACCUAUCA